AUCUAUCAAUGUUUGCACGCCGCAUAUUAUGUCUGGUGUUGUAAUACAAGUUCAACAAUAUCAGCCUUCCGCCGCCACCACAUUCCUCACAACCAAAUCAGGAGAUGCGUCCGAAGAAUCUGACCUCCUUCGCUCCAUACGUGCUGCCAUUCGAAGUUCUCGUACUAAUACUGUGACCACGACUUUUAGCCCCCUCUUCACAGGUGGAUCGGAGUCCUGGAUAGACCAAGAACUUUCCUGGAACGACUAUUGCGUGGUUCUGAGUGAAGGUGGCGUCAUCAAGAGGAAAUGGGACCUCACGCAAGAAAAUCAGAUCAUCCAACACGCUUGCGUCGGAAAACUCCUGCAGCCGACGGGAUGUUCUAGUCGUCAGGCCCACGGCAGUGCCCACUAUACGAGAUCAAACGAAACACCUGGAGCUACGAACAUCUUUGGACCCUUUGCGUCACUCCGAGACGAAACUAGAGCUGUUGGGGAUGCAGACGAGGAGAUAACGGGCGUGUUUGUGUUCCUGCGGAGCAUUGGAAAGGUUUUCUUGCAGAAUGGGAUGGACUACACGUUUUCGCUUCCGUUUCUCGUUCACAAAGCGUGGCCGCUUCAUCCUCAUGGUGUCCUUAUCCAGCGAAUCCUUGAUCCGGCUGAAGUUGACGAGGCUCGGGCUACCGGAGAUGAGCUAUUACCCACCAUAUUCACCAUCACAAGCGCGUUCUCGGAGCCUGAAGCUGUAGGGAUCACGAGUGGCAUUUUGGGAGGCUGCGGUAACGAACCUGUUGCUUUAGUAGAUGAGGAAGAGAAUUGUUCCAAGCCACUGGUCACUGUCUCUGCUAGCGAGGAGGUCGUCUGGGUCUCUCCUGGCGUCCCUAAUUCAACUGGCGAAUUUUUGGUCACCUUCGAUGCAGACAAAGGGGGUCUGUCCAUAUGGAGAUAUGCCUACAUCAAACCCAAAGACGCUCCUGUGCCUCUUACUCGGGCUAUACGUCGCAGUACUUCGCGGAAGAGCAUGUCUGCACCCGGAAACAGGCGACAAUCAAGCAUCAGCGACCUAUUAGAACUUGACCGCCGUCUACCGUCUCAAGACAUGGAGUUUGAUGGUGAUUUCCCCCCACCGUUUCCCUCAAUGUCAGCUUCAACGGCAACUAGUAUCACUGCUCAACCACCAAUACCAGGACGAAAACGGGAUUCCCUCACUCGCCUAGAUCUCAGUUUGACAAUGGACAGAAUGGCGCUUGGGGGACAGAAAGAUGCAGAAGUGUUGAUCACCCCUGUCGAACAUGGAAGAAUGAAGGCGUCUUAUUGGGCCCAGCAAUUGACCACUCAUCGUUUGGGAGGGAGACAACUGUCGUCGCGGGAUAUCUCUGUUGCGUUAUUUGAUCAACGAUGUGAUGACAAGGCUCACCACUCGCUCCUCGCAGUCUGCCUGCCCGAGGCCAAGGUGAUCGUCUUUACGAUUACCUUUGAGGAAGGCAAGAAAUCAUUUGUGGUUGAGACUCUCGGCACUCUGGAAGCCGUCGCAAUUGCGCCGAUACGCGCAACGCGCGGUGAUAUUUGGGACCUCCUUGCAGUGAAGAAGGAUGGUUCAUUAUCAUUGUACACCCAUGGAUUACACGAGCUGCGUAUACGACUGAGGCUCGCGCAGCCCUGGAACGGCGACAGCAAUGAUUCAUUUGAGGUCAUCUCACUUGAUCAUGUUGUAGCAUUGAACCACGUUUGCGUCUCGUCGGUGUUUAUGGAGAUGAGUGAUGGGAAGGUCUAUUAUGCACGACUGGACAUGACCCCAUGCGAUCCAUUGGUGACUCAGGCCAUACAGGUUCUGUCACUUGUGUUGCCGAAGGCUCAAGCUUUUGAUCUGCACCGAAACUUUCUCGAGUCAUGGUCACAGCAUUACUUCCGAACAUCGCCUGGGCUCGAGUUCCAGGAGUUCACGCUCGCACUUUUCGCCCUUCUUGAGCUGAAGCUUGUGUAUCCAUUCAAAAACGACGAGUCUACAAGUUCUUCUGUGUGGGAAAGAUUUUCAGCUCUGUCUACUUCUAUUCGUUCUUUCAAUGACGAUCCGGCUCUCAAGCGCUUGAAGCUUCCUACACCCCCGACCACGCAACAUUACUUCCUUUUUACUCUGACCGUCAACCCUCUCCUCGCGCCUGUGCUCUAUGCAUUACAUAUGCUGGCAGAGGAUCUCCGCUUAGUGGUCCUUCGAUACGAAUCUCUCAUGCUCCUCAUUCCUCUGAUAUGUCAAAUUGCACACAUCAUUCGACCAGAAUGGGCAGAUUACUGGAAGCGCCUCUGCCCCAAUAUCAUGCCAGGAUGGCCAGCCCCAUCCACGACCCGUGUGGACAUGCUGGACGACCGGAUACCAGUCUGGCCGCCAGAUAUGUCGGCGAUUCUUUAUGGAAGCAUAAGUAACCCUGACUGGCAAUUCCCUGCGUAUGGAACUUCCCGACUGGCCCGAUCUUUUUCCAUUGAUCCGUCAUUUGCUUUCGGUGACACCGAACCGCUCGUGUCGUUGCAGCGUCUCACGGCGGCCUAUAAGUGUCUUGCUGACAAGACGGUGCCGUCUACACAAAAGCGGGCAGAAGUAACCGUUGAAAAGCUCGUCGACAUACUUGGGACGGCGGAGAAGGGUUCUGCAUUCCUCAAUAGUCUUCCCUUGGGUAUCGCGGCGCCCCUGAGAGAAGCUGUUAGAACCUGCCAGCUGGCGCCUCCUUCACACUGGCGUAAAGAGCAUUAUGACCUCAUUGGCCGGCGUGACUUGGCUUUCAGCGUCGCUGGGACACAGCCAGAGCUCUCUCAGAAGGGCAUUGCUCAGUCUCCCGAGACCUAUAUGAAUACUCAUCAACGAGUGACGAUCAGUAGUCUGGCCGAGCAGGCAAAGCAUGCAAGCAUCGGAGAAAUCGAUGCGGUUUCUGGAGUCGAGCUGGAUCUCAAGGGAUUUACCAAGAUCCGUUUUGGGCAAGAUCGCAGAUUGGAAGAAGUGGCCCGUAUGCUUUGUUCGUCAGCAAUUCCAUCGGUUCGGCUUAUAGAGCGCCCGGAAUUGAACGAACAUGACCAAGCGAAGGAACAGCAGCAUCAAGUGGUUCGUAUCGCAGAGCGAACGCUGGCACUUCCCUAUGGCCGUGCUAUGUUCACCUUUGGUUCUGUGUUGAUGGUCACGAAAGAGGCCUAUAUCAUCCCCAAGAUCGAGUAUGCGGUUAAGAUACAACCAUCAAAUAUCACUACUGCACCCGAGAUUGGCAAGAUACCUAUCGAUUGUCUCAGCUGGGGCGAGUUCCAUAAUGGCGUUGCAGCAGGAUUACGCAUCGCUCCGGAAGCUCGCGGUGUGGAGAGUUCGUGGAUUGCCUUUAACAAGCCUUCCGACCUCACACCAGAACAUGCCGGCUUCUUGUUUGGCCUUGGGCUCACGGGCCAUCUCAAGGAAAUGCUUACAUGGCAUACCUUUGGAUAUCUAACCCCAAAGCAUGACUUGACGUCCAUCGGCGUCUUGCUUGGUUUGUCAGCUGCGAACGCUGGGACAGGCAAUCGGCAUGUGACAAAGCUGCUUGCCGUUCAUACCCCAGCUUUGCUUCCCACGCAGAGCGUUGACUUGAACGUAUCCCUCAUGACCCAAGCGGCCGGUUUGGCGGGAGUCGGCAUUCUGUACCUCGGUACCAAAAAUAGGCGUAUGGCAGAAGUAUGUCUUCACCAAAUCAGCAGAAAAGACCUCGUGCAACCGGACCUUAGCAAUGAACACCGAGAGGCUUAUACUUAUUGUGCUGCCCUAGCCUUCGGCAUGAUAAUGCUAGGUCAAGGCUCCUCCGUACCCGCAGAUCUCUCAUCGCUCAAUCGCCUCCGCAUCCUUGUGCAUGGUGAAGGAAAGUCAGUUGUGAACUCCCAAACACGGCCGACAUUCGAUGUCAACAUCACCUCGCCAGCGGCUUCUAUCGCGCUUGGGCUGAUGUAUCUCAAGACAGAGCGACGAGAUGUCGCUGACAUCCUGGCGAUUCCAAGUACGGUCUUGGAACUGAACCGUAUACAACCCAGCUUUUUGCUCAUGCGGACCAUUGCAAAAUCCUUGAUCAUGUGGAACGAUAUCGCAGCGACGCCGCCGUGGUUAUUUGCUCAGGUUCCCGAAACUAUCGUAAAGGCUAUGCAUGGUCACGUACAAGGAAAACCGGCCGACGAUGCUAUCGAGCUUGCCUAUUACAACAUUAUUGCAGGUUGUUGUUUUGCUAUCGGCUUGAAGUACGCGGGGACAGCACGUCAUGAGGCGUAUAUCAUGCUUUCGAAUUACUUUGAUAUGUUCAGUAGAUUUGUGGCAGCUAGUGGCCCUGCCUUCGACCACAAGAUCAAGCGCUCUGCUGUUCGUGAAGGCUUGAACCUCAUUUCUAUUGCGCUUUGUAUGGUCAUGGCGGGUACAGGGGAAAUCACCUGUUUGCGACGCCUGAGGUAUGCAUAUGGGAUGUAUCACCAAGCGUUUCGAUACGGUGUCCAUGUUGCAACUCAUCUGUCACUUGGUUUAUUAUUCCUCGGGGCCGGUCGCUAUACCCUCGGAACUUCGAAUGCCGCAAUAGCUUGCAUGAUCGUUGCCUUUUUCCCCCGUUUCCAUCAUGUAUCGUCGGACAACAAAAGCUAUCUCCAGGCCCUCCGCCACCUCUGGGUUCUUGCAGUCGAGCCCAGAUGCCUUAUGGCACGGGAUGUUAAUACCCGGGAGGCAGUCUAUCUCCCAGUCAAAAUCACGACAAAAGAAGGUGCCGAAAAGGGCGCGACGCAGCUGAUAUCGCCCACAUUGAUACCGGAUUUCAACAAGCUUUUAUCCAUCAGAAUCGAUACGCCCCGCUAUUGGCCUUUCUUUGUGGACCUUGAAAACGUACCACAGCACAGGAGAAGCCUGUUAAAGCACCAAACGUUGUACGUGAAACGACGGACGGCUUUCUUGAGCUAUACGGAGGACCCUAGGGGAAGUAGAAGUCUUUUUGUCCGCUCUGGUUCAUCCGCUGGGGAUGCUGCAACUUUAGACUUUCCGCAACUGACCGACACGAAGGCGCACCCCGCAAGCGACCUGACUCAUUUCAUCUCAUCAUUCUCCAACGACACCCUAUUCCUAGCUUUCGCAGAUUAUUUCUCACGCGAAGACGGCAAGACAGUCGAAGAAAGAGUUUUCCACAAUUACUGUCACGCGGUCCUGCUCGAUAGCAUCCUCCAGGAUAAGAUGGAAACACUACAGUCCCAUCUGAUGCUCUAUCAAUAUCGCACGCAAUCGCCAUCGUGCAGCUACUUUCAUCUCCGGCUGCAAGAUCUCCGUUUUGCUGUUGACUUUUACAGCAAAGUCUACGAGCGGCGGUUCAGCGGGAAAUCCGAAAAUAACAUUCGGCCUUCCUUAAUUCGCGAAAAUACGGUCUCUGGCGCAUUACAAGCGUUGGAUGAGCGCCUUGCGCAGGUGCAGAGUUCUACGGCCCUUAAUAUGGUCUUUAGUAGAUAUGCGCGUGGGGAGCUUAUUGUGGAGUCUGAAGAUACCCCUGAGGUGUCGCGCUGGCUGGCUUGGUAUCUGCUGCGCCAUGGUGUCCCGUCUGCGUCGCUGCUGGCUAUCCUCAAGCAGCUUGCGCAAGAUGCUCAUACACAAUGUGCUGCUCCUGGGAACGUCGAUUUGAGGAUGCUGGAUGAGGGCAUAAAGGAAGUUUUGAGAGGGACGGGGACGAAAAUGAAUACGGUGUUUGGGUCGGGGUGGUCGGGUCCGUCUUUGGAGAGGGUUAUUGAUGCGUGGCAGGGACAUUCGUGAGAGCUGAUUCCGUCUGUGACUUUCUGUUGUUUAUUGGUAAAUGGCGAGAAGAUGUAGCAGAUAUGAUCGUGCAGAAUGAAACUUGCAGUUACAACCGUGGAUAUGUUCAUGUCCGUCCGGCAUGCAUUGGCAACCUUGCAUGGAGACACAUCAUCCAGAUGUUAAAGAUCCUGCGGAGAUUCGACCCAUAAUG
Suillus clintonianus is the source of this 5942-nucleotide messenger RNA. RefSeq lists its product as uncharacterized. The record is from RefSeq and is a predicted model, not a curated record. The coding region runs from base 29 to 5749 and encodes 1906 amino acids. Gene Ontology annotation, cellular component: anaphase-promoting complex. The transcript is spliced from 6 exons. Gene Ontology annotation, molecular function: molecular adaptor activity. NCBI's taxonomy places the organism in Eukaryota, Fungi, Basidiomycota, Agaricomycetes, Boletales, Suillaceae. Gene Ontology annotation, biological process: metaphase/anaphase transition of mitotic cell cycle; anaphase-promoting complex-dependent catabolic process; protein K11-linked ubiquitination.